Molecule: messenger RNA, 792 nt
Organism: Vitis vinifera (wine grape)
Lineage: Eukaryota; Viridiplantae; Streptophyta; Magnoliopsida; Vitales; Vitaceae
Product: ankyrin repeat-containing protein ITN1
Exons: 2
Coding region: 43-792 (249 amino acids)
Source: RefSeq, a predicted model, not a curated record
AAAGAGUUGCUGUUGUUUAAGAAAGUGAAGUCAGCCUGUAAGAUGCAUUUGACCAAGCCUCUCAACAAAGAUAACCAGACUGCUGAAGAAUUAUUUGCUGCUAGGAAUGAGAGACUCCAUCGAGAUGCCAAGGAAUGGCUAAUGCGCACCACUGAGAAUUGCACCAUUCUUUCUGUUUUCAUAGCCACUGUCGCCUUUGCAGCAGCCUACACGGUACCAGGAGGUCCUAAUCAAGACACCGGUAUUCCAAUCCUUAACUCUAAACCCUUGUUUGUGGUUUUCAUAUUAGCUGAUGUGUUCUCCCUCACUUUGGCUUUGACAACUGUGGGUAUAUUUCUCUCCAUCCUUACAUCCUCAUUUCCACUACAAGACUUCGAAACAUAUCUUUUUAAGAAGCUGACACAGGGAAUUAUAUGUAUGAUCCUCUCGGUCUCAAUGAUGGCGGUGGCGUUUGGAGCAACAAUCAUCCUGAUCAUGAUGACACAUAAUUGGAAAAAUGCUGUUUGGAGUGUGGUUGGAUUUCUUCCUGUCCCCAUUUUUUUUCUCUCAUAUUCACCUCUACGUUCAGCAGUCCUGGGACGUUGCACAGAAUCUUCCAAAAAUUUUGUUGCAAAAUUCCUCAAAGGUGUUGCCAUUGGGGUUGGAAUAUUCGUCUUUGUCCUCUUUUAUUGUUUAUAUCUAGCUUUCAAAGGACUGUUCUGGACCGUGAAAAAGGCUUUUGGUUGGAUUUGUGGGAAUAAAUCCGAUACCCAAUCUCCACAGCCAACUGCAGCUCCAAUUACUCAAGUUUGA